AUGUAUGCCACAUAUCAGAUCUUCGAAUGUCUUGUCAAGUUCGACAUUUUCUUUUGGGUCGGCUUCUCCGUGCAGUUCAUAUGGUUGGUCCUCCAGAAGAACGAUUGGGAGUACUACGUCACCUGGGCAGCUCUCCCGUUAUCAAUUCUCCUCCUCAUCGAAGGCCACCUUGCUGCGCGUCACGAGAAUAAGUGGAUGAUGGGAACUUUCAGUUCAGGAUACAUUGGUGGCACCAUUUAUUCGGUCCUCAACAUC
Messenger RNA from Suillus fuscotomentosus, 255 nucleotides. RefSeq lists its product as uncharacterized. The transcript has a single exon. Lineage: Eukaryota; Fungi; Basidiomycota; Agaricomycetes; Boletales; Suillaceae. The annotation marks the transcript as partial. Gene Ontology annotation, cellular component: Golgi apparatus. The record is from RefSeq and is a predicted model, not a curated record.